Messenger RNA from Durusdinium trenchii, 421 nucleotides. NCBI's taxonomy places the organism in Eukaryota, Dinophyceae, Suessiales, Symbiodiniaceae. The record is from the annotation of a GenBank genome assembly.
UGCAACCAGUUCUAGUCUAUGCUGCCACCUUCGCCAUGGUUCUGCUCACUGCUGGUUGUGAUCCUCGAGGAGUUGCUCUUGAAUCUCUACUACCUGCUAGUUGUUUGCUGCAUCCUUGUGGCCAUGAAGAUUUGGUCACGGCCACGUUGGUGUUUUCCUUUGCACGUGGUGCCCAGAGAGAUCCCUGCGGUGACGGAGGAUUGUGUGUGUCGCAUUUGUCAAGAGAACUCCGGCGACUUGCUGGGAGUCUUUUGCGACUGCAAAGGUAGUGUGGCGCUGAUGCACCAGCGGUGCUUGCAGCGAUGGGUCGACGUCGCUGGCCGCGAUUGCUGCGAACUGUGCCUGAGCUGCUUCUCCCAGGAAGAGGCUGGCCUUCUGAUGCAGUGGCUUCAAAAAGUGCAGGAAUGGGCUUCAGAUGGAG